This is a messenger RNA of Euleptes europaea (tarantolino), 3801 nucleotides long. RefSeq names its product cation channel sperm-associated auxiliary subunit gamma-like. Gene Ontology annotation, cellular component: sperm principal piece; CatSper complex; motile cilium. Lineage: Eukaryota; Metazoa; Chordata; Lepidosauria; Squamata; Sphaerodactylidae. The record is from RefSeq and is a predicted model, not a curated record. The coding region runs from base 1 to 3801 and encodes 1266 amino acids. The transcript is spliced from 29 exons.
AUGAUCUGGCAUCCUCUCCUCCCACUCCUCGCCCCCUUCUUCCUUGCGAGGUUCGGCCUUCCGCUAAGCGACUGCCAGUUUCAAUUGGGGGUCAAUCGUUUUGAUGCCCUUGGGGGAGACCGAGAUUUGUUCUUUAAGCAGGAGUCGCUGAAGAGCCAGAACGAAAUCUUCAAGGAGCUUUUGGACUCCGCCAUAGACCCGAAUGAUAAAGAUGCACGUUACCUGGGAUUUCCAUACUACCUGAAAAUCAGCCUGAGCUGUGCCCGCCAGGACUCAGCAAGAGCCGUUCGGAAGGCUCACUACAGCGGAGUCUUCCCCAUUGUGACCAUUGCUUUCGAAGAACCUGUCCACCCCGUGCUUCAGAAACCAGAGCAGCUGGAGAUCGAAAUGAGAGCUGCUCCAUAUAGGAUUUCAGGUUGCGAUAGCGAGGAGCUGUGUGAGAUGUGCUGGUACACGCCCAUGCCGAUCAUGAAUGGCAGCGUGGUGAUGACUGUGACGGUGAGGGACAAUAGCCUGGGGUUUCAGGUGUCCGGGAAGAGGAUGUACAUGAACAUUAACGGCUACUUGAGAGAAACAAACUCGGGCCCCGAAUUCAGCGUUGGAGAACGGAUGGCCAGUGUGAAAGGCUACCUGUCCUUGAAGGAUGUGUCACGCCCCUUGUGGCGGACUUACAGACAAGCCCCCGUGCUCAUCCUCGGCGGAAUUCCUAACAACAAGGUCAUCCUCUUGUCGGACACGGGCUUUAACGAUUUCUUUGUAAUAGAGGCGGCCAUCGACAGUUGCUGGAUUAGUAGCCGGAAGUGCCGCUGGGACCAGUUUUCUUCAAGCAUCGUCGACACCGUCUCCACAGAAAGCACCCUUUUCAUCCGCCAAAACCAGCUGAUCUAUUACUUCACAGGAAAUUAUAGCGCCUUAUACAUGAACGCCUCAGGAUCUGAGCUGUGGACCCGCAUACUGGCCAAGCAGUGCGUGAGGAAGCUGAACCCGGUGGAUUUCCCACAUAAUAACACCGAAUUCGUGCUUGCCCUCGGCGGGGGCUGGCAGGAAGGCGAAUUCUUCCUCAUCUCGGUGUCAGAACGGUGCAAGCUAAAGUGGGUCGUGUUUGCUACCGAAAUAAACAGAUUCUAUCUGCUGGUAGAAACGACACUUCACGGCAACGUUUCUGCUUACUACACCAUGGCAUACCACCAAGACACCGAGCAUUAUGAGGUUCUUUCCUUGACUCCUCAGUUCAUACCUGAGUGUAAGAAACAGUAUUCUUUGAGGUCCAUUUAUGACCGUGAGGCCAAUGAUCAAGGGUUUGUGGUGAUAAUCGGGCAGGUGAAAUAUACAAAUAUCCCCAUGGUCCUCCAAGGCAUAGCCUAUAAUCCCUUCAGCCGCAUCUUCUACCUCUGGGGGAACGUGAUAUUGCAAAGUACCGACUUGAAGAGUUACCUCUACCUCUCCGACUUCUUCAGCGAUUCCCCCGUCAAGUAUUUUAUUCACUCCUACAGUGGGCCUUUUGCAUUUGUGACCGAAAACGAGGAGGUCUGGUUCUCCAAUGAAGUCAGCUCCAUCAUCAAAAGAGUCUUUCCGUCCAGGGCGUGGACUCUACACAGCAGCCUGCAGAAGAUGAGCGGGUCGAAGAUAUUUGGGCUGCGAGAGUCGCCGGUCAGUGUGUUCUAUGACAAGGAGGAUCUGCAAGAGCUGAUUUACAUGGAGGAUGACCUCGGCAAUGGAAAGCUAAUCAAGAGGUCAUUCCCGCUGCGGUUUGUCCUGACCUACAAUCAGAUUAUUGAGCGUCCUCAGCAGGUGUUUUCGCACGAGGGCAAAGACUACAUCAAGUUCAGCCACUCCUGCCCCUUUGCCAGGGUGCGCAUAGUGGAUCUGCCUCUUCCACAGCGCUACAGCCGGAAGGAACAUUACCGUGCCGAGCCACCAGACAUCAUGGAGAAAACUGGCUUCCAUGACAAGAAGUCUCUGACUGUCUACCAGGGGCUGAUCUUCCAGCUGCUCUGGCUGCACUUGGCUUACAACAGACCUUAUGCAGAUCCCGUCCAUGACCCCACGUGGCGCUGGUGGAAAAACAAGAUAGAAGAUGCGCACUACUAUUCCUACGUGGCCAGCAACAGGAACUCUUCAGGGGGCGUUUACGUCAACAUGGCCAAGUACGUCAAGAUCUACAACUUGGGGUCAGGCAACGUGUGGCCCGAUACAAUUUUCCUGGACAAGAGGAACUCCUACAACUUCUCCGUAUUCUUCAGCAUCAGGACAAAAGAACAGAGUCUGGGGGAGUCAGCAGAAGAAAACUCCCUUGAUUACGUGUGGCUGACCAUCACUGUGGCCCACCCUGAGUAUGUGAAUGUGUUCAUGGAAAGGACAGAACUGAUCAGCAGAGGCGCUGUGUUAUAUAAGGUGGAGGUUGUGGACGUUGGCAUUUACCCCAGGCAGGACCUCAGCGGGAAGAAGCUUCUGAAGAGCGCGAUGAUCUUUAGCGUUGCCAAUGCAGUAACCAAGUGUUAUGAUUACAGCUUCAUUGGACCACUGACAAAGGGCUACCGUGUGUUGCCAGUCGUUGUCGGUUGCCCCCCGGGCAGGAGGCUGGCCUUUGACAUCACAGGAACUUUGGAGUACACCACUAAGAAGAACAAGCGCUACUUCGACUGUGUCAACCCGGAUCCCGAGAUGCCCUGCUUCUUCUUUAAUGAUGUGUUCUACCCUUCCUUUUUGAUCCAAGACAUGGUGACGGGAGACUCGGGCAUCUUCGAGGGAAGCUACAUCUUCAAAAUCAUUGGCGGGGGACCAUAUUCAACGGAGAACAUCCGCUACUUCAGCACAGACGAGAUCUUGCGCUACAACUCAAACAAUGUCAGUGAAACUUGGGGUCACAUCUGGCUCAGUGCCAACACCAAAGGGAAUGCAAAGGACAGUGAGGGCUUCCCUAUUCUUAGCAGGUCCGACAAUGGGAUUGUAUGGGUCUGCCAGGAACACUCCUCCUGUUACGACAUCUUGCCCCGAGAUAUGUUGGCUCCUCAUUAUUUCUUCGUGGUCAAAGUAACAAACAGGGGGGUGGACCAAACCACCUAUUGCGACUACGCCUUGGAGUUCAUCAUCCAUGUCCACGGCCUGCAUCUCAGCCCCUCCCGGGCCAUCUUCCUCAUGAAGGUUUCCAUGAGUUCUGUGGUUGGUCUGGUCAUCCUGUACGUGAUGAUGUACAUCCUGACCCCCAAGGUCAAGGCCCUCUGCUCCAGGUUUGCCAGGAGGAUCGAGGAAGUAGUGAUUUUACGGACAGGGUCCAGCGCCACCUUCUCAUCUUCAGUGACCAGCCGAGGUUCCCAGAACUACUUCCUCACCCUGUCUGAGGGAGAGUGCUCCCCGGGUAAAGGGUUCCUGGCUGGAGCCCUGAAGGGUCCUGAACAUUGGUACCUUCCGUUGGGAACGUCGGACGAGUUCCCCGACGACCCUACUCUGCUGCAUGACGUUCUUGCUGAGGCGCUGCGGACUGGUGCGGAGAUCAACCGCCUAGUUGGACUUAUUCGGGUUCAGUGGCAUCGCCUUGCUGAAACGACCCCCUGGACGACCCACGACGCAGAUCAAAGUGCCCAGCACAACCUCCGGACACUAGACAGGUUGUUGAAGGAAGUUCGGCUGGCGCAGGAGGAUUUAGCAACGUUGACCCGCUUGCUAGCAAGAUUGACAGUGCGUGAGGCGCAACAGGAGCCGGCGGCAGCCCCGAUCCGCCCCGUGUGUGACUUCCCAUGGCUGGAACGUGGGUGGAGGGCCCCCCGAUGUCAACCAUUCCCGAUCCCAACGUGUGCCUAA